AUGAGCUACAAGGAGUUUGUUCACUUGAAGUAUGCAUCUGAAAGGGCCAAGGCCGAAAUGGAAAGCAUGUCUGAAGACGGUGCCACUUUAGUUGAUGGCGAUAACACCAGACUAACAGCAGGCGACAACACUAACAAUAACAAUAAUGACGACUAUGCUAAUGAUGACUUCCCUGCUCAGGUUGUAUACAUUCCUGAUGAGCAUCAGUUCACCGAAGAUUCACAAACACUUAUUGAAGGAUCAUCGUCGUCAUCGUCAAAAGUUCACCGGCUCGGAGGUUCGAAGCUGAUGAAGAAGCGGACUUUAGAAUCCUCAGUACAGCAAAUACGUUACAACGAUAAUAAGUUAGCCUUGGAUAGAUCAAUUCAUCAGACCAUAGAACUUCUUUACGAGUUAUCUAGAGAGAAUGAACAAAGACCAGUGUUCUACCCUACCACUACGAUUAGCAGCGAGAAUAGUCAAAUGUUAAACUCCGCCAAAGCACAUUUGGCGUUCAUAAGAAAUAAAAAAGUUGAUGCCAAGAGUCUGAACGAUUUUAAGGUUGAACUUGAUUCGCUUCCCGAUUUCAAAGUGUUGCGUAUCAACGUUCAGUUGGACCGUCAUCCAUCCAAUAACGUUGUAGCAGAUUUGGACAAGAAGUCCAUUGCAAAGCUCUUACAGCUGAAGAUCCAACUGCAAGUGAAGUACUUACUCAAUUUGAAAGAUAGAAUCGAUGAUACGUCGUCCAAGGUAUUUGUUACUGGAGACUUGAACUCGGGGAAAUCCACCUUUUGUAAUGCCUUGUUAAGACGUAAAAUCUUACCGGAAGAUCAACAGCCGUGUACCUCUGUAUUCUGUGAGGUUAUAGAUGCUAAGAAGGAGAACCACGGUACUGAAGAAGUCCAUGCUAUCCCGAUAGGUAAGGAAUAUAGUGCUCGGGAUCAAACUACCUACGAAAUAUACCCUUUAAAGGCAUUGGAGGACUUGGUAGGUGAAUGUGACAAAUAUAGUUUAUUGAAAGUGUAUGUUUUGGAAGGCAGGAAAUUCCAUGAAAGCUUGUUGCACAAUGGAGUCAUUGAUAUUAAAUUGAUUGAUGCACCCGGUUUAAACAUGGACUCCUAUCAAACCACCCAAGUGUUUUCCAGACAAGAAGAAAUCGAUUUGGUUGUGUUUGUUGUCAGUGCUGAAAAUCAUUUCACUCUUUCAGCAAAGGAAUUUAUUUCCGCUGCUGCUGCUGAGAAGAGAUAUGUGUUUAUUGUGGUCAAUAAGUUUGAUAAUAUUCGUGAUAAGAACAAGUGCAUGAGUAAGAUCUUGGAGCAAGUCAAGAGUUUGUCCCCAGAUACAUACAAGAAUGCUCUGGAGUUUGUUCAUUUUGUUAGUGCUGAAGAUUUUGUUCCCCCUGAUGGUGAUGGUGAUGAUGAUGAUGAUGAUGACGGUGAUGAUGAUAAUAAUAAUAAUAAUAAUGACGAUCCUAAUUUUGACAACUUAGAAGCAUCAUUAAAGAAGUUUAUACUUGAAAAGAGAUCUAUUUCAAAGCUUUUACCAGCCAAAAGUUUCUUACUUAAUAUCUUGAAUGAUUUGGAAACAUUGUCUACCAUUAACGAGAAGAUCUACAUCCAAGAGAAAGAAGAGAACAUGGAAAAGUUGAGGACUUCUAUUGUGCCUAAGUAUAAUGAAGUUAUGAAAAAGAGUCAUAAAAUUGCCGAAGCCAUUACCACUGUGAUUGAAGAAACUUGUACCAAAGUUUAUGAUGAAACCAAACUUGAAAUCAUCGACACAACUGUCAAUUUCGGGGAUUCACCGGUUGUCCCCUUUGUUGGGUUCCAAUAUCUCUAUGAAUAUGCAAAGCAAACUCAGGUUGUGAUGAUUGAUAGCAUUCUAUCGUGUAUUCAAAAAUGUGAAGAAGAAACUAAAGUUGAAACCGAAAAGGUGGUCGACAGGAUCAUUCUGUUUGGGAAGAAUAAUUUAGGUGAUGAAUUUUUGCAGGACAAGGUAUUCAAAUCAGAUUUAAUGUUCACAAGAAAGAGAGAUACCAUCAAGAAACAAUUGGGAAGUCUGAUUUAUUUUAGUGAUUUUUUUGAUCCUAAUUGGGAAUCAUUCUUAGUAUGGCUUGGGAUUCCAAAGUCGUAUGUUCAAUCGACUCAAGAUCAUAUUAAUCAAUAUAAUCCUAUUGCAGCACUUGCUACUAUUCCAUCGAGCGUUCAAUCAUUAAAAAAUACCAUUUCUUCUCCAGUCACUUUACAAACCAUCUAUGCUUCAGGGAAGAUCCUUACAGCCGGUGCUGUUGUUAGGAAGGUUUAUGAUGCUUCCUAUUAUGUUACACCUUCUAAUUUGAAACAGAUUGCAACUCCUUUACUUCUUGGUGUUUCGAGUAUGGCCAUCAUCUAUUUGGUUUCAGAUAUGCCAAAUGCAUUCCCAAGAAACCAAGCCAAAAAGUUACGUAAACAAAUUGUGGACUUGGAUUAUGCUCAUGUUAAUGCCACCCGAAUGGCUCAAGAAUGUCGUCAAGUUUUGAAUUAUCCUUCAAGACAAGUGAUGAAUAAUUUCCAGACCACCAUUGACAAACGGUCUGUUGAAAAGGAAGAACUUGAAAGGGCAAUUAAGGAUUCGGAGUUAAGUUAUGGAUAUUUCCACGAUUUAUUAAGAAAGGUCCAAUCCCAGAAGCAAGAAGUUGAUGAUAUUGAUUUGGAAACCAUUCAUUCGGUUGAAUAA
This is a messenger RNA of Lizanozyma spartinae, 2691 nucleotides long. RefSeq names its product mitofusin (gene FZO1). Gene Ontology annotation, cellular component: mitochondrial outer membrane. The transcript has a single exon. Gene Ontology annotation, biological process: mitochondrial fusion. NCBI's taxonomy places the organism in Eukaryota, Fungi, Ascomycota, Pichiomycetes, Serinales, Debaryomycetaceae. Gene Ontology annotation, molecular function: GTPase activity; GTP binding. The record is from RefSeq and is a predicted model, not a curated record. The coding region runs from base 1 to 2691 and encodes 896 amino acids.